GGCAACAUUCCAAACCAGUCAGUCACGUCACUUCGCUAGUGUGGGUGUGUUUCGUUGCGUGCGUGCAUCCGUGAAUUGUUAAUGCAUGCUAUUAUUCAUGUUUGUGUGUAUUUCUGACGCCGCUUGUGAGUUGUCAUUCCUCUAAUUUUGGAUUUUAUCACUAAAACUCUUCAAACUGUCGUCUCCAGGCCGGCAGGAUGCUAAAGUUCAUCCGAGGGAAAGGCCAGCAGCCCUCCGCCGAGAGACAGAAGCUUCAAAAUGAACUCUUCGCCUUCCGCAAGACAGUACAGCACGGCUUCCCACACAGAGCGUCCGCCCUAGCAUGGGACCCGCUCCUGCGGCUCGCGGCCCUCGGCACCGCCAGCGGCGCCCUAAAGGUGUACGGGCGACCCGGCGUGGAGCUGUACGGACAGCACACAAACCCUGACGCCGCCGUCACCGCCAUACAUUUCAUACCCGGCACUGGCCGCUUAAUAUCCUUAUGCGACGACAACAGUCUCCACUUAUGGGAGAUCACAGAGAAAUCCCUAGUGGAGCUAAAGUCCCACCUCCUCGAGGGCAAGAACAAGAAAGUGUCGACGUUGUGCGUCGAGUCUUCAGGCAAGAACGUGCUUCUCGGCACGGAGGGCGGAAAUAUAUAUACGAUGGACUUGAACACAUUCGCCAUCAACGAAGAUGUUAUAUAUCAGGAGGUUGUUAUGCAAAACUGUCCAGAAGACUUCAAAGUGAAUCCCGGCGCAGUAGAAGCCGUCUGUGAGCACCCAAAGACGCCUGCUCGCAUUCUUAUUGGCUACAGCAGAGGGCUGGUGGUGCUUUGGGACCGCGCGAACUCUGCCCCCACACAUACGUUCGUCUCCAACCAACAACUUGAGAGUUUGUGCUGGAAUGAUGACGGUGACCACUUCACAUCAUCCCACAAUGACGGCUCGUACGUCACAUGGGAGGUCGGCGGGGGCGCCAGCGAUCGACCUCUGAAAGAACCCGUCACACCAUAUGGACCCUACCCCUGCAAGGCCAUAACCAAGAUACUCAACAGGACAAGCGUUACUGGGGAAGAGAUUACUAUAUAUGCCGGCGGUAUGCCCAGAGCGUCAUAUUCAGACAAAUACACGGUCACAGUACAGCAAGGCGAAAAACACGUCGCAUUCGAUUUCACUAGCCGGGUGAUAGACUUCUUCACAACGUCAGCGGUGCCGCCAGAUGGCGCGCCAUUACAAGAGGAAAGGCCCGACACUCCCGCGCAGCUGUUCGCGCAAACCGUCAACCAAGUUGCCGCUGCUUUGGUGGUGCUAGCAGAGGAAGAGUUGGUGGUCAUCGACUUGUGUGACUCCCGCUGGCGGCCAUUACGGUUACCGUACCUCGUGUCCAUCCACGCGUCCGCCGUAACCACGGCGCAGCUCGUCGACAACGUCGCCUCCAACGUGUACGACAACAUCGUGGCGGCCGGGCAACAGCAAACCGAGAACAUAUACUCCCCCGGCGCGUGGCCCAUCUCGGGCGGCGUGCUGUGCGGCGCGGACGCGCCCGCGGAGCGGCAGCUGCUGCUGACCGGCCACGAGGACGGCUCCGUGCGCUUCUGGGACGUCACCGGCGUGCCCAUGACGCCGCUCUACAAGUACACUACCGCUCAACUUUUCAGCGGGCUGAAAAGAUCGUCUCCGAGCGGUGAAGAAAUCGGCGAAACUAACGACAGCCAAACAGACGAGGAGGAAUGGCCGCCAUUCAAAAGAGUAGGCACGUUCGACCCCUACAGCGACGACCCGCGCCUUGCUGUCAAACGGGUGAUCCUCUGCCCGCUGUCGGGCAUGUUGACGAUCGGCGGCGCGGCGGGACACAUCGUCAUCGCCAGCUUGAAGGCAUCCACCAACACCGCUGAAAUUAAGUCAGUGUCAGUAAACAUCGUGUCAGAUCGCGACGGAUUCGUGUGGAAGGGUCACGAUCAGCUCACUCUACGAGCUGGUACACUCACAUUCCCACAGGGCUACCAGGCGACGUCAGUAGUGCAGCUGUCGCCGCCGGCGGCGGUGACCGCGCUGGCGGCGCAGUGGGAGUGGGGGGUGGUGUGCGCGGGCACGGCGCACGGGCUGUGCGCGCUCGACGCCAUACAGGCGCGCUCGCUCGCCGUCAAGUGCACGCUCAACCCGCACGGUAUGUCGUGUGUCUCAUCUUACAGUACAGAACUGUCACCGCGCAGUGGGAGUGGGGGGUGGUGUGCGCGGGCACGGCGCACGGGCUGUGCGCGCUCGACGCCAUACAGGCGCGCUCGCUCGCCGUCAAGUGCACGCUCAACCCGCACGGUAUGUCGUGUGUCUCAUCUUACAGUACAGAACUGUCACCGCGCAGUGGGAGUGGGGGGUGGUGUGCGCGGGCACGGCGCACGGGCUGUGCGCGCUCGACGCCAUACAGGCGCGCUCGCUCGCCGUCAAGUGCACGCUCAACCCGCACGGUAUGUCGUGUGUCUCAUCUUACAGUACAGAACUGUCACCGCGCAGUGGGAGUGGGGGGUGGUGUGCGCGGGCACGGCGCACGGGCUGUGCGCGCUCGACGCCAUACAGGCGCGCUCGCUCGCCGUCAAGUGCACGCUCAACCCGCACGACCACUCCGGCGCAGGCGACACGCCCAUCUCGAGGCGCAAGUCGUUCAAGAAGUCCCUGCGCGAGUCCUUCCGGCGCCUGCGCAAGGGCCGCUCGCAGCGCCGCGCCACCGCCACCAGCCCCGCCUCGCCCGCGCAGCCCGCCAAGAAGCCCAUACCGUCACCAGUGGAAGAAGCAGACGUAAAACCAGUAGAGCGAGCAGUCGAAGCGAGAUCCAACGACGACGGCUUCGGAUCCAUGGUGCGGUGUCUAUACUUCGCACGGACCUUCCUAAUCAACACACAGAGCUCGACGCCGACGCUGUGGGCCGGCACCAACAACGGCACCGUGUACGCCUUCACGCUCUCCAUCCCCAACACCAACAAGAGGAAAGAUGAACAGGUCACGUGCACGCUGGCCAAGGAGAUCCAGCUGAAACACCGCGCGCCCGUCAUAGGCAUCACAGUACUGGACGGGGCCGCCGUGCCGCUGCCGGAUCCUUUAGAGGUGGAGCGAGGCGUUGCAUCUUUGCCCGAGCCGGGAACGCACCGCGUGUGCAUCACGUCGGAGGAGCAGUUCAAGGUGUUCACGUUGCCGUCGCUCAAGCCGCACCACAAGUACAAGCUCACGGCGCACGAGGGCGCUAGGGUCCGGCGGACAGCGUUCGCGUGGUUCGAGUGCUCCGGGCCCGGCGGCGCGGCGCACCGCGAGUGGUGCCUGCUGUGCCUCACCAACCUCGGCGACUGCCUCGUGCUCAGCCCCGAGCUGCGGCGCCAGCUCAACGCCGCCGCCGUGCGCAAGGAGGACAUCAACGGCAUUUCAAGUCUGUGCUUCUCGAAGCGAGGCGAAGCUCUCUACCUGCACUCGUCGUCGGAGCUGCAGCGGAUCACACUCUCCGCAACUAAGGUGACGAUAGCGCAAUGCCAAGUGCUGCUCGCGCCGUGGGCGGUGGAGCUGCGGGGGCCGGCCGACGAGGCGCCUCUAACUAACGGGGAACACAAGGAGGAGGCAGUGGAAGCGCCUCACGACGUGACAGCUGCGUCGGCCGAUAUCACCGUGGAUUCCGUGCGCGACCACACCGCGCAGCCCGAGCCAGAGCUCAACAUUAACUUACAGAACUCGCAAGUUAACACCAGCUCAAUGGUGGUGAAGACCACGACGCGGACGGCGGUGAACGAGAACAACGCGGAGAACAACGGCACCGCCACCACCACUACCACCACCACCACCGUCACAGAGAACAUCCUAGAACACAAUCGCGAGGAAGGAGUCAUCACCCGUAUCGAGACGGGCACAGUGACGGUCCCGGCCGGGACUGACCCCAAGCUCAUCCUCGAGAUGUUCGACCGCCAGCGCGAGCCGCUCGCCGUGCCCGUCGCGCCCGCCGGCGCCGACACCAACUAACGGAACACGUCGAUGAAAAAUAUACAGACAUCGAUAAAAAUCGAACGAAGUCCAUCCCUAGCGCUUACAAAUUUGAUGGAUACCAGCCCUGUGGAUCGUUGCUUGUUCGACAGACGAUUCACUUCGUAUUCGGAGUCGAUGUUUUCAUGGGUGAGAGAGAAUAUUAAUUAAUCGAGUAAAUAUAAAAAUGGAAACCGCGGGUUUUAAAGACCAACGUGUUAGACCCGUUGUUACUAUUUGAUUUUUUGUAAUAUAACCAAACACAUUUCAACAAGUGGAAAGUGUAAGAAAUAGUGUAUUUAUAUGACGGGAACCAUGGUGAAAACAAUUAUUGCUCUUAAAAAUUUACGUAAUACGUAUUACAUAACACAGCCAUUUUUGUCAUUUCCAAAUGUGCUGGUUAUACUAUAAAAUAUCAAUUACUACAAUAUUACUUAUGGUAUUUUAAAUAGCUUCAACCAUCUUAGAAUGGUUUGAGGCGUUCGAGCGUUAUAAUUGUACACCGUCAUAUCUUUACCACUGACGAUCGCUGACAAACUUUUGGCUUCAAAUAUAAUUAUAAGAAAAAACAAGAGAAGCAACUUCUUAACUUGUUUAUAUAUUUCCUCAAAGUAUAAGUUUUAGCGGUUAGUUUGAGUGAAAAUAGUUAUCUUUUGAAACGUAUUUAUAAUUAUUUCGAGUUUUAACCUUUUUAGCGGCAAGCCAGACAAGUCUAAAGACUCCUAAAGCGAAUGCUUAUAUUUUAAUUUAAUCGUUUUCUAAUAAUGUUCUUUAAAAUGAAUAAUUUAGAUUAUUUAUUUCAAAGCUUGUGUCUUCAGUUGUCUGUUUUAAACAUAAAUAAUAAAUGAAGUAAUUGCUACUUUUACUGCCAUUAUAUUCCCUUUUUCAGAAAUAAUUUCCUGCCGAUAUUUAGGAAUUUAAUCUAAGAAUUUCCGCAUUUUAUUAUUAUUCAAAGUUUCAACUAGUUGUAUAUUAUUGUUUUGUAUAUUAUCGGUAGUAUUAUUUGACGCAAUUUAUAGUUAAACUUGGCCUGUUUUAGCCUGUGUGUUUCUUGUUAAGCUUCGGUGUAUUUUUUGUUGAAACCAGCAUUUACAUGUACUUUUGAUUCCAAGAUACACUCAAACUUGUACUUAACAUUGUAUGAAACCUCAAACAGGUUACUUAUGAACUUACCCUCAAAAUACACCGGUUGGACUUUUAUAUAUGCAGUGGCGUAGCUAGGCGUGGGCGAAGCGGCCCCUCGCGUCGGCCUUGCACUUCAGGGGGCCUUAUGGGAACCAAUCCUUAUUACUUAGGAAUACUACAUUGAAAGAAUAGGGCCUCGGUGCCUAGAUGCGGCUUCGCCCACGGCUAUAUUAGUUAACGCUACGCCACUGAUCAUUUGAGUACAAAGCCGAGCCAUAGCAACGUACGUUGUACUGCAACCUGCAAUGAGAUUGUGGAUUGUCUAAUAUUAUAGUUAAGGACAUGUGAAUUGAUGUACCAAUCUAGUUAAGUUUAACUUCGGACAUUCAGAGUGAAUGCGAUGUGCCUAUUUAUUUCUUUUUUAUAAUGAGAAUUGUAUUUAGGUGAAUAGUUAAUAAAGUUUUUUGACAAGUAGGUAAUGACUAGAGCAUUUUAUUAUAGUUAGCGUUUAAGUUCCCAUGUCAAAUCAGAGCAAAACCACGUUUUUAUUGUCAAUUUUUAAACUUAGGCUUUACAUAGCGUUUACUUCGAAUUUGAUUGUAUAUUCAGUAAAUAAUAAUUUUAUUAAAUUAUAAUGAAUGGAAAGUUUUAUGCAAUAUUUUUUUAACUCUUUUUGUAGAUUUUUUAAUUUUAUAUUUACUGUUUUGCGAUUUUAACACUUUGUACCUUAUUCGACUUGAUUCGGUGUCGUAGCGACCGGCCGCGUUCACAGUUCACCCACAAAUAUAAGUUGCAACACAACAAGUAUAUUUGUUAGUAUAACGCAUUCUCUUAAAAUAGUUACAGUCACACGAGAGAAGUUCGCGCGUAAAUAGCGCCCCAUGUUCGCUGAGAUAUUGCACCAGCAAAUGUUAGUUUUAUAAUGCUUUUUGUAACUUAUAUGUGGUAACACUGCGCGCGGCUGUGCGAGGAGCGCCGAGCGAGGCAGCUGGCGCGCGCGAGCGAGACAACAUCACAAUGUGAUAAGGGUUGAGCUUUUUAAAAUAUAUCCUUAUUUUUAGCGUAAGUUGGUCACUAAACUACGUGGUGAUGUAGAGCCGAAGCUUUUUUACUGUACAAUCUUCUCUAGCAUGGCAUUUUUAAAUAUUUGAUACGGCAAUUUGUAUCCAAUGUUCUUACGCAAAAUAUAUGCUAAGAUUUAA
This is a messenger RNA of Cydia pomonella (codling moth), 6304 nucleotides long. It is a transcript of the gene l(2)gl, whose product is annotated as lethal(2) giant larvae protein homolog 1. NCBI's taxonomy places the organism in Eukaryota, Metazoa, Arthropoda, Insecta, Lepidoptera, Tortricidae. The coding region runs from base 198 to 3977 and encodes 1259 amino acids. Gene Ontology annotation, molecular function: GTPase activator activity; syntaxin binding; myosin II binding. The transcript is spliced from 27 exons. Gene Ontology annotation, biological process: regulation of Notch signaling pathway; regulation of protein secretion; cortical actin cytoskeleton organization. The record is from RefSeq and is a predicted model, not a curated record. Gene Ontology annotation, cellular component: plasma membrane; cortical actin cytoskeleton; cytoplasm.